AUGUUGAUUACGGACCAUCAUUUCGAAAAGACAGCUAGAACAUCUGAAAUCAAAGACAUGAUGGAGUUGAAAUUGACAAUUCUUUCAACAAUUCUUCUUCUUCUCACUCUUUCCAACACGUGGCACACUGAAGCCAUUGUUGUGCCGAUGGAGAAACUGGAAGAGGACUUGUUCGUUGUUGGUGAUGAGGAUGAGGAUGGUGAUGAAAGUGACAAUGUGGAUUCCACAAGAGUUCCGAUCGAGUCUCCAGAUUUGGAUCACAAUAAUGGGAUUGAAGAUGUGAGGAUGGAGGAAACAGAAGCAGUGUUGAUUCCAGCUGGUUGGAGAAGAUUCCGUUCACGAAUAAGAAGUGGUCUGCGUCGAAUUCGAAACAUAUAUCGAAGAGUUCCAAUUCCAAUCUUUGUUAGGGUUCCACUAUAA
This is a messenger RNA of Rodentolepis nana, 420 nucleotides long. The record is from the annotation of a GenBank genome assembly. NCBI's taxonomy places the organism in Eukaryota, Metazoa, Platyhelminthes, Cestoda, Cyclophyllidea, Hymenolepididae.